Striga hermonthica is the source of this 894-nucleotide messenger RNA. Lineage: Eukaryota; Viridiplantae; Streptophyta; Magnoliopsida; Lamiales; Orobanchaceae. The record is from the annotation of a GenBank genome assembly.
AUGUCGCGCGGAUCCGUGGAUUCGCUUCACGCCGUAGAAUCGUGCGCCUUCAAGCUCUUCAACUGGAGACCCUUCGCCAAGUCGAUAGACUCCGAUCCGGCCGCAGGGCCCGGAGGCGGGCCCCACAGCAAGCGCCCCUGCCGAGCGGACCGCGCCACGUCUUCGUUCUCCAUCGACGCGAUUCUGGACAUGUCCAAGCUCAGCCUCUUUGACGACGACCGUGCCCUAUCGCUAUCCGCCGCGCGCAAGCGCUGGCUCGCCCGAAAGCGCCGCCGCCGGGCCGGAUCGAGGUCUGUUUCCGGACGGAGCUCAGAUCGUAGGCGCGGCUGCUCGGUUGGCGCCUCCGGAGCCAACGGCACCUGCUCCGAUUUUCCGAUGGCGGCGGGCGGCACGGAUUCGAGCGGGGAGCUGUUUGGGGACUCGAAUUGGGCGUCUGAUGUGAGCGAUCGGAACUUUAGGAGGGGGAGGGAGGGGAGCGGCGGCGGGGAGAGGGAGAAUUUGGGUGGUGGGUGUGGGCAAUUUGGUAAUUUGGACAAUCAGGGGAAUGAAUCUGGGUAUGGGAGUGAGCCAGGGUACAGAGGCGAUGCGGAGCUUGGAUAUGGCGAUGAGGAAGAAGAUGAUUCCAGGGUUUUGUUUUGGGGAGAUGAAUUUGGAGAUGCAUCGUCGAAGAUGGAAAAGGUCGUUGAGAACUCUCUGCAGAAAGCUCAUCACAGAUGCCGGCGUAAGAAGCAUGAUGUGAAAAUGGUUGAUAACCUAAGAGCAGUACCGCACACCAAGUGUCGAGCUUUUGCGGGCAAUGCCCUAAUGCUCCGCGAGUCCGCUGCAGAAGCCCAGAAGGAAUUUGAAAAGAAUCGUUGCGUGACCUCCCCCGUUGACCGCAGCCGCCUCCUCUGA